Molecule: messenger RNA, 1848 nt
Organism: Annulohypoxylon maeteangense
Lineage: Eukaryota; Fungi; Ascomycota; Sordariomycetes; Xylariales; Hypoxylaceae
Exons: 2
Coding region: 202-1689 (495 amino acids)
Source: RefSeq, a predicted model, not a curated record
AUAGGCUUGAUUCUGCGACACUCAGCCCUAGAUUUAGCUUUACCGCCGCCGUUGAAAGCCUGCCCCCUCAAUCCAAGUAUUUCGCCGUUAGUGAACCUCCUAACUGACAGCCGUUAUUCCUAGCAUCAGGUCUCAUUUUUGUUAUACCCAUCAUAAUCUUAGAUCAUCUCUCGAAUAUUUCCAACUCGAGGUAACGCAACGAUGGAAUAUGUUUUGGAGAAACCUCAUGGUACACAUAACCUAUUUGAGCUAUUGACACUGAAAGCUCUCCUGACAUUCAGCACGGCGAAAGUUCUUCGAGGAAGUUCAAGGGUUCUCCCACAAAUCGCAGUUGGCACUACUAUAUUACUAUUUGGAUCAUACCUCUGGUCAUCGCACUUCGCCAGUCGCACGGUGAAUCCUGAUCAUAACAAGAUCACAUUGGAAACUGGUGAGGUUAUAAAAGGGGAUACGGGCGGCCACGGGCUAAGGAUCGUGGUAUUUGGGGGCGGGGAUAUUGCUACGCCAAAUCGAGCAUCGUGGAGAGCAGAUGGCCCUACCUCGUCUUGGACGGAUAUCCUUUGUUUACAGUUGAAUUGUAACCCUUAUGUCUCAUUUAUACCUCUCACAGACGACGACGGAGGCGCUUUCGUGUCGAAUUCAUUGUUCGAAGCUGCUCUGGCCCGUACAUCAACAGCUGGCAAUGACACUACUGCGGGACUUGAUUACUCCUGGCUAGCCCGGAACUAUCCAGUCCCUCCCCAUAAAGACCUUCUUCACCAAGUUGAAGCUUUCCUAGCCAGUCCCAUGCCCUUAAAGCCGCCUCGAGAGACGCUAUGGAUAUUCAAUGUUGGGUUUUGGGACAUAUGGAGCUUAUCAGCAUUACCUCUCAAAGUUGCUACACGACUUAUAGAGACUGAAGCGCAGCAUGUCCUCUCGCAGGUAGAAAUACUCUACGAAGAAGCGCACAAGAAUGAUUCAGUUGCUUUCUCAGACUACUACACUGGUAUGGGUUUAGAUACCGUGCACGUCAUAGGAGAGCAUUCAUUACCCCAAGCCCCUUUUCGCGUAUUUAUACCAAAACCAUUCGACAUAUCUAUGACACCUGGGUUUGAUAGCGUCCGCUUCACGCCUCCGCCGCCACACAUUCAAGCCGAACAAUUGCGAAACGCGGCGUUUCUAACUAAACAUUGGGAUAAGGUAAUCCAGAACAUGCUUAAUGAAUGGACAACUCUUCCGGACUUGGAAGAGAAGAAAGCGAAUUUGAAUGGGGUUCCUAUCCCGCCUGCCCGCCGCGAAGCGAUAUCAUAUGAUAUAUCCAGCUAUAUCGAAGAACUCAUCAUCGAAUAUCAGCUGCGGAACGCGGAUCUUGUCGAUCGCAACAGGCUCAGAUCGAUGGCGGCAGCAGAGGGGUAUACAGAAAUAUGGAAGCCUUGCAUCCAGAGGAAUGAUGUUCCUAGCGGGAACAGUAGUAGUGCUGAGAAUGCCACGGAGAGCGAUGGAUGGAGCGUGUGUAAUACACCCGACGAGCAUUUGUUUCAGACUGAAUUCACGGUUAGCCGGCGGACUAUCUUUGAAAUUGGAAAACGGGCGGCUAAGCUAUUGAAGCGUCACAUGGAAAUGGAUGAGGAGUGGGUCAGGAAGGCCCAACUACCACUGUCUUCUCUGCGUAGAGGACCUGGUGGAGAGCCCGAGACCCGAAAUUCUUAAUCCACGAUGCAAUGUUUCGGAGUGGUGGCUGAUCCUAUAUUUCCUUUCUUUAUCCUGUUCAAGAAGGGUUAGUGUUCAAACGACUUACCUAAUCUCUUUAGUUUAUACAUUUUCCGGUUAUCUAAUUACCAUACAUCUCCCUCUAAUAAAUAUAGAAGC